Messenger RNA from Puccinia triticina, 585 nucleotides. RefSeq lists its product as uncharacterized. Gene Ontology annotation, cellular component: Golgi membrane. Gene Ontology annotation, biological process: protein secretion; vesicle-mediated transport. The transcript is spliced from 5 exons. NCBI's taxonomy places the organism in Eukaryota, Fungi, Basidiomycota, Pucciniomycetes, Pucciniales, Pucciniaceae. Bases 1 to 585 code for a protein of 194 amino acids. The record is from RefSeq and is a predicted model, not a curated record.
AUGCCGAGCCACGUCCAUGUCCAGAGGAGUCUUCAUGGUAUCAUGGCUCAACUCAAAGAAACGCUUGACGGGAACGGCUCAUCACUCAACCUGCUCAGCUCGGCGGAGACGAACGGGCUCGAUUCGUACGUGUUUUCGACAGUCAUAGUCGUCAUCCUCCUGUCCAUCGACUUCUGGACCGUCCGCAAUGUGUCGGGACGAGUAUUGGUCGGGCUCAGAUUUUGGAAUCAGGUCGAUGAAGACGGCAGUUCUUAUUGGGUCUUCGAAAGCAGAGAUCCAUCUCAAGCUGCAAAUGCGGUCGAUUCAAAGAUGUUUUGGAUGGCACUGUACACGUUCCCGGUGGCCUGGAUCUUUUUACUAUUCAUCGGGAUCCUAAAAUUCAACCUCUCCUUUCUCCCGAUCGUCGUCCUGGCGCUAGUAUUCAACCUGACCAACACGAUCGGCUUCACCUAUGCAGAUCGUGAUUCGAAACGAAAAUGGGCCAACGAACUCGGGUCGAGUGGUAUCAACGGCCUUCUCGGCCAAUUCGGCGGCGGAUUACUGGGCGGUUUGACGAAAGUUGGAAUCGGAAAAUUCUUUGGAUAA